This is a messenger RNA of Anopheles stephensi (Asian malaria mosquito), 862 nucleotides long. RefSeq names its product NADH dehydrogenase [ubiquinone] 1 beta subcomplex subunit 8, mitochondrial (gene ND-ASHI). Gene Ontology annotation, cellular component: mitochondrion. The record is from RefSeq and is a predicted model, not a curated record. Lineage: Eukaryota; Metazoa; Arthropoda; Insecta; Diptera; Culicidae. The coding region runs from base 78 to 602 and encodes 174 amino acids. The transcript has 3 exons.
CAAUCCGACACCCUUGAGUGGAACUGUCAAAUUGCUUUGCUCGCAAAAAAAAUACGACGAAAAAACACCUCUUGAAAAUGGCAGCAUUGAUCAAGGGAAUCAAAUUUGGGGCCCAAAUCACGAACCGAAACCCAGCAAUACUCUACACGAGCGUAAGAAACCAUGGUUGGAACAAAGAUUAUAAGCCUAGCAAAUUUCCCGAAACGGAAAAGGAACGAGAAUUGGCGGCCAAGAAGUAUGGACUAACUACGGCCGAAUACCAGCCAUACCCGGACGAUGGUCUGGGCUACGGUGACUAUCCGAAGCUGCCAGAUGUGCCGGUGGAGGCGCGCGAUCCCUACUAUCCGUACGAUUUUCCGGAAUUGAAGAGAAAUCUGCACGAUCCACUCCAUGCCGAGACCGACUUCUGGGCGGAGGAUCGUUUCGGUUCAGCGGAACCGUUGCGCUACUCGAUGAAAACGUACUGGCUAUCGUUUUUGGGCGUCAUGACCGGCUGCUUCGCACUGUACUACUGGCUUGAAAACUACAAAAUGUUCCGACCAGUGCUUGCCAAGCAGUAUCCUUACGAAGGAAAGGCUCACUACACGUUCGAGAAGAAGUAAAACAACUUUCGGCAGGCUACAGCAAUAGCUAAGAAGAACGCUAAGCCGGUGUGCUGCUGCAUUCAAAUAGAAACAUUUGUGAACAACAUCCCGCGAAACCAACAAACAGCUAAACAAUUUCCACUGCUGGCGAGUGGUGCCGGUUCCAACGAUCCACUCGGUUCUGGACAAAACAACAACGUAGAUUGCAAGAAUUGUUAUGUGCGCUAUGUAAAUAAAAAGAAGUUACAAAGCCCACUGCUAAACUUGUGGUAUUCGAA